AUGGCCCUGGCGCGUGCUCUGCUCGGCGGGCGACGAAGACCGAGCGCCGCAAGCAACGCAAAAACGUACCAUGGAGUAGAGCCGACAGCGUGUUUCGACACGGACUUCUCCACCUCGGACGUCACCGUGGAGGCCUUCUCCGAGACGAUUGCGGUGGUCUGCUGGAGCGCACAGGGCGACGGUGACUGCAGGACACUGACCCUCGCCGGCCCAGGCUCCCAGGACGACUUCGCCGUGGGCUCCAGGGAGCGCUUCUUCAGCGGGGAGUCCGAAGCUUUCCGGGGCCUGGCGCUGGUGCGGCUCACCGCGGCGCGCGGGCUGGUGUGCUGGGCGGACGGGGUGGGCGAGAACCGCGUGGAGUGCAGGUCGGUGGCCGUCGACGGGCCCGCCCUCGGCUACGGGGACGCGGGCGAGGUGACGGCCCUCCCCUCCCUGUACCUGACCGCGGACGCGCUUACCGAGGACGCCGCCCUCGUGUGUUAUUCGGCUAGCUCGGAGGGCAUCGCGACCGAUCUGGCAGGACUUCGAAGGCAGGGGCACCUGUAA
This is a messenger RNA of Prorocentrum cordatum, 546 nucleotides long. Lineage: Eukaryota; Dinophyceae; Prorocentrales; Prorocentraceae. The record is from the annotation of a GenBank genome assembly.